AUGAAAGCACCAGCCUUGCUGUUGUUUUUACUGUCAGCAUGUGCCGCAUCGCCGCCGACGAGGGAAGCCGGGGGUGUACAAGUAACCGUGACGGUUCUGUCCCUGUUGUACAGUAAAAACUGGCCUGUGGAGUAUAUUAACGCUGUCAAUGCCGGUUUUAACGCAUCCCUGGCCGCGCGAGGUUGGGUGAUGGCCCCUGGUGUCGAUGUUUCGGUGGUACGGCCCCCAUCCUACAACACCCCCGCACACGAGUACUUGAAGGAAUACUUAAGAGGCCUGGAAGAUGACAAUAACCUUCUGGUUGUGCUGGGUCCCAUGGGCGAGGAAAGCACUUCUUCUUCGUAUGAUACGCUGGAGGAACACACUCUUGUCGGCUUCGCCCCUAUGACUGGCGCUGCUGGUUUUGAGGCAUACCGCCCCAAUCUUUAUUUCCUUCGACCGGAGCUGACUGGUGAACUCAUAGCCCUCAUCCGCUAUGCUGUGAAUUACCUGCGUGUCCUCCGGUUGGGCUUUAUGUAUCUUGAGGGUUCGAUGGGGGGUAGUGCGACAUAUGAGAAGGCUGUUUUUUUUUUGUCACGCUUGGGAUAUGAACCGUGUUGUGCAUUCACUGUUCAGAGCCAUGAAGGCGACCAGGGCAUUUCAGCGGCGGAGUUUGAGGCGGCAUGGAAAGAAUUCGCGGCGAACCGUCCACAGGCUGUCAUUCUCCUCACCACCAUGAAAGAAGAAACCGAGAAGUUUAUCAAGAAGCUUGUGGCUGACCCGCGUACCGCGGAUGCGUUCCUCCUAGCUCCCUCACUAAUGCAGAAGUCAAUCGCAUCAGUAUGGAAGGAGGCAUUAGAAGAAGCGAAUGCUCCGUUUGUUCCACGUCGUGUCAUUCAGACAGGCACUAACCCGCUUGCCGUAGACGGCUUCUUCGCAGCGAUCAAGCGCUUUCAAACUGAAAUGAGGAACUAUUUGACUGAAUACAAGGAGUGGAGUGGCUUCAAUGAUGCAGAUCACUUUCUAAAGAAUGACGCGGAUGGGGAGCUGAUGGUUAAUGGCUGGAUUGCUGGGGAGGUAUUGGCGCGGGCACUGCGUAGUCAUGGCUGGAUGAACAACGGCACAGCCUUCCUUGAGUCGCUGUACGAGCAACGCCGUUACGUGAUUGAUGACAUCGUGAUCGGUGAUUUUGGAGGUGAGUGCAGCGAGAGGGCUGUCGGGAGUGGGGCUAUCUGUCACUGCAACCAUGGUGGGAGGAAGGUGUACAUGAAGGAGGUCGCUGAGGAUUACCGACUACGGCCAGUUCUUGGUGGCUACACUGUGCAAUCCCCGCUGGAGUGUAAUAGUGACCCCGCAAUCCUGCAGCCGCCGCUCAGUGGCGUGCUCGUUAGCGUUGAGGACCACCCGGAGCUGGAAAGGGCAACCGAUCAGUUUAACAAGGGUGCAUCUGCGGUAGCCUCAACUGGAAGAGUUGGUGAUAUGAACAGAUUUUUCCUUCAGAAGAUUGCCACAGAUAUGCAGAAUGCUCCUGGGGAUGUCGAUGCACAGCGGCAGAAUCGUGCGGUGAGUGCUAUAUUUGGUGUCGUGACGGAAGCAACACUGGGACUGAGGGACUUAACAUUCAUUGACCCUAUAACGCCAACCCCUCAUCUGAACAGUUUCAGCAGGAAUGUGAUCCACUUGUCCCCGACACUAGAGCAGCAACUAUACGUGCUUGUCAAUUACCUCUCCAACAUUCACGUUGGUGCUGUCAGUUGCAUUAUUAGGUGUGAGCAGGCGCCGAUGGUCAAAAAUGUGUUGAAGAAAACACUGUUCACAUUUGGCUUGAACCUCAGCUCUACCGUUGUAUUGACUCCAGGGGACUCUGUUGGAGAGCAUCUUCCGAAAAGUGGUAGCACUUUUAUCAUUGGACUCGCUGUUGAUGACAUUGUGGUAAUUGAAGAGCACCUACGUAUCCACACCAAGGCGCGCGUACUUGUCCAGUUCUCUGACAUUGCACUGCUGUACAAUGAGUUUGUGCAAGCCUUCAACAAUAGUGAUGGCGCCAAGCACCUUUUGUUCGCAACGAGUUUACCGCACUGGGCAGAUGUCAACACGACAUCGGAGACUGUGCGACGGUUCCACGAGGCGGUACGUGAGGUGGAAAAGUGGACGCCGCUGUCGCUGCUGGGUUUCGCCACGGGUAGACUGAUGCAGAGAAACCUUCAGCGCAUGGACUUAGCGACGUCUGACCUGUUGUCCGGCCUCUUUUUCAACGAAACUUUUAUUACUGUCGACGAUAUGCAAUAUGGCGCUUACAAAGACGCUGAGGGUGUGGCCACUGCGGAAGAGAGUUUGUCAAACUUCGGUGCAACGGAUAUUAGUGUGUGGUCAAUGGCACGAGCGCUACGGUCGGAUGAACCAGUGCUGCAAGAUCCGAUGUCACCUUCGAUGGUGUACACCGUCCCUAACAACAAUGCCCUCACCCCCGCACAACUUGCUGGUGUGGUUGGUGCCGGUUUGCUUGUGCUGAUACUGGCAGUAGGCCUUACCGUUUUUCUGUGCUGCAUUAUGCGCAACAAGCGUGAUAACGACAACGCCCCAAAAGAAUUGGCAGACCCCGUGACAUUAAUAUUCACUGACAUCGAGAGCAGUACUGCACAGUGGGCGACACAACCUGAGCUGAUGCCCGAUGCCGUUGCGACACAUCACAGUAUGGUUCGCUCACUGAUCGAGAAUUAUGACUGCUACGAAGUGAAAACUGUUGGAGACUCUUUUAUGAUUGCAUGUAAAAGUCCAUUCGCCGCCGUCCACCUCGCACAGGAACUCCAGCGGCGUUUCUUGCAUCAUGACUGGGGCACGACAGUGUUCGACGAAUUUUACCGUGAGUUUGAGGAGCGGCACGCGGAGGAGGGUGAUGGAAAGUACAAGCCGCCAACUGCGCGCCUGGACCCUGAGGUUUAUCGGCAACUGUGGAAUGGGUUGCGUGUACGUGUAGGGAUUCAUACUGGAUUGUGCGACAUCCGCUACGAUGAAGUGACGAAGGGUUACGACUACUAUGGGCAGACGGCGAACACGGCAGCAAGGACAGAGAGUGUUGGUAACGGUGGUCAGGUGCUGAUGACGUGUGAGACGUACCAUUCACUGAGUACUGAAGAACGGAGCCAAUUUGACGUGACGCCGUUAGGUGGUGUGCCGCUACGUGGUGUGUCAGAGCCUGUGGAAGUGUACCAGCUGAAUGCCGUGCCCGGUCGCUCAUUCGCCGAGCUGCGCCUGGACCGGGUGCUGGAUGUGCUUGAUAUCUUUGGAGAGGGCACGGCAGCCUCCACGAGUGAUUACAGCUCAACACUCGCCGAGUUAAGUGAGACUGCGCAGGCGAUUGCGGUUUCUUUGCAGUCACUGAUGGGCGUCUUCACACAAGCGCAACGCCAGGGAACUUUGAUGCCUUUCUGCGAACGUUGGCGGGUGCCGUUGCCCAAGAAAAGUGCAUCCGCGUGGGACGACAGCUACUGUGAGGAGGUUGUGCGUCGCAUUGCAAUGAAGGUUGGGCACGUUGUGGAUUACCACGCUGUCGUCGAGAGCGAGCACUCAUCGAGCACCCUGUCAAGUGGGUCGGUGCUUAUCAUUUCCAAUCACGUGGGGGAGCUGGGUGAUUUUUAG
Messenger RNA from Trypanosoma brucei brucei TREU927, 3618 nucleotides. RefSeq names its product receptor-type adenylate cyclase GRESAG 4, putative. Lineage: Eukaryota; Euglenozoa; Kinetoplastea; Trypanosomatida; Trypanosomatidae. Gene Ontology annotation, biological process: intracellular signal transduction; cyclic nucleotide biosynthetic process. The record is from RefSeq and is a predicted model, not a curated record. The coding region runs from base 1 to 3618 and encodes 1205 amino acids. The transcript has a single exon.